This is a messenger RNA of Symbiodinium sp. CCMP2456, 596 nucleotides long. The record is from the annotation of a GenBank genome assembly. Lineage: Eukaryota; Dinophyceae; Suessiales; Symbiodiniaceae.
AUGUACAUGUGCGACGGCAACGCUGUCAAAUUCGAGUCGGGCAGUCAGACACGCGUGGCUCUGCUUGGACUCAGCUACAUGAUGGACCGCAUGGGGGGGUACACAUCUGCCCAUUUCGAGCAAGGUGCUGGACGACACGCAUGCAACAAUCCCUACAACAAAGCAGCUGAGAACAAGGUCUUCCAAGAGAUGCAGCAGAGCAAGCUUUUCCAGAUCACUCAUGCCAAAUUCCUCGAGAUUAUCAAGCCAUCUUUCUUGGCCAUAGAUGAGGAUGAAGACUUUGAUGCUAUUCUGGCCAGGACCCACAUCAUUUUGUUGACAGACAACGGCGUCUACUACCGUCUUGCCAGCACUCCCUCUAAGCCAGUGGAUGUCAUCCCAUGGGAACAUCAGCGCAAAGAUCUCUUGGGCCAGCCGCAGCACGCCAUCUACAAGACCUACAAGUGCGGUCCUACCAAUCAUCGUCUUCCUCCGAACUUCUCCGCGGAUAUGGCUUGGUCGCAGGAGUUUUUGCGUCGUGUGCUUGCCGGCGAACCAGUCCCCGGAACUCCCACGAUUCUGUGCAAUGUUGGGCUUUUUGAAGAUCGGGAUGCCAG